AUGGCGGUCAAUGCUGUGUGGAUGGAGGUUGAGUCUCACCAUUUCGAUGGUCCCUCCUCAAAGCUCGUAUGGGAACUCUGCGUGAAGGCUAUGCUCGGAAUACCAGUCGAUGAGACAGUAGUUGAGGAGGCAACCGGCAAACUAAACGAAGUCUUGGACGUGUAUGAAUCCAUGUUAGCGAAGAAGAAGUAUCUUGGUGGUGAUAAGUUCAGCCUAGUAGAUCUCCACCACUUGCCCAACAUUCGCUACGUUAUGCACACAUCGAAGGCUUCGCUCUUUACUUCACGCCCGCACCUGAGUGCGUGGUGGUCGGACAUUUCUUCUCGCCCUGCUUGGACAAAGGCUGUGGCGCUCUCUGAUGCGGUCAUACCCAAGAAGGCUUAG
This is a messenger RNA of Amborella trichopoda, 384 nucleotides long. The record is from RefSeq and is a predicted model, not a curated record. NCBI's taxonomy places the organism in Eukaryota, Viridiplantae, Streptophyta, Magnoliopsida, Amborellales, Amborellaceae.